This is a messenger RNA of Entelurus aequoreus (snake pipefish), 2954 nucleotides long. RefSeq names its product zinc finger protein 37 homolog. The transcript is spliced from 3 exons. Gene Ontology annotation, molecular function: DNA-binding transcription factor activity; RNA polymerase II cis-regulatory region sequence-specific DNA binding. Lineage: Eukaryota; Metazoa; Chordata; Actinopteri; Syngnathiformes; Syngnathidae. The coding region runs from base 208 to 1464 and encodes 418 amino acids. The record is from RefSeq and is a predicted model, not a curated record. Gene Ontology annotation, biological process: regulation of transcription by RNA polymerase II.
GUCAAACGCCAUCUUGUUUGUAUUCGUCCUGUUCUCAACCGCGGAACAAAUGUGCGCGGAACACGUGUUUCCCGGGGACAAUAGUGAAUGGUGCACACUUGCUCCGCCAAGCCACAGAAAAAAAAGUCACAUUUAAGAGUUGCUGGUGUCACAAUUGGAAUCAUUUGAGUCUACUUUAGUGCAAGCAACUAAUGAGACGUCCAACAGAUGAACGGUCGUCAAGAAGAAGGUGCCCCUCAGCAGCAGGGGGUGAGUUCCUCUUCGAGGCAGGAGGAUCCACAGCUCCCCCACAUUAAAAGAGAAGAGGAGGAUCUCCAGGUUACUCGGGCAGGAGAGUGUCCUGUAGGGCAGGAGGAGGCUGAUCUCCCCAAGUUUCCACUGACUGUUGUCUCUGUGAAGACUGAAGACCAUGAAGACAAACCACCUGAGUCCUCACAGCUUCAUCACAGUCCAAACGUCAGGGAAGAACAUCCUUUCCCUGAUCAACAGGAGUGUUGCGCCAGGGUGGUGAAGGAGGAGCCACAGCCCUUCCACAUUAAAGAGGAAGGCGAGGCGCCACAGACCCCUCACUUCAAAAAGGAAGAGGAGGACCCACUGACCCUCCGUGUUAAAGAUGAAGAGGAGGCGCCACAGCCCCAUCAAGUCAAAGAGGAAGAGGAGGAGCACAGCAUCAGUCAGGAGGGAGAGCAUCUUGAAGGACUGGAGGAGUUCCCAGUGAUUGGUGUCCCUGUGAAGAGUGAAGAUGAUGAGGUCAAAGGUGAAAGUGAGGAGAAGAGAGAGGCGGAGCCUCCAAGCAGCAGCUCAACUCAACACAGGACAACAGAAGCUGAUGGAGACCACUGUGGAGGAUCACAAGCAGACAAGCUCUUAGCUCCACUAUCAGAUAGUGAGGACACAACGUCACACUCUCCUGACACUGAUGAUGAACACUCUAAAGAUGACAAGACAUGUCACACUGACAACACACACCUGACGUGUUCUCACUGCGACAAAACUUUUAGUUUCGGUUGGCAUCUGAAAGUACACAUGAGAACACACGCUGGAGAAACCCCUCUUACCUGCUCCACCUGUGGGAAAGAGUUUGGACGAAGACAACAUUUGAAAAUACACAUGAGAAUACACACUGGUGAAAAACCCUUUUCCUGUUCAAGCUGCAACAAAGGCUUCGGUGACCGAUCAUCACUUGGCGUACACAUGAGGAUACACACCGGGGAAAAACCUUUUUCCUGCUCAGUCUGCGGUAAAGCUUUUGCACAAAAGGGUGAUAUGAAAAAACACGUGAGAACGCACACUGGUGAAAAACCAUAUUCCUGUUCGAGCUGCAACAAAAGCUUUGGCGACCAAUCAUCACUUGUUAAACACUCGAGAGGACACACUGGGGAAAAACCUUUUUUCUGUUCAUUUUGCAAGAAAAGAUUUGCACAAAGUCAACAUUUGAAAAAACACAUUAGAACACACAGGUGAGAAAGUGUUGAGUUGCAAUGUUUGAGAUGAAAGAUUUUCUUCUAAGUACCAGUGUAAGAAACACAAGUGUGCUGGUGAGAACAGCAGCAGCAAAUGAAGAUGCAGGAUUUGAAAUAAACUGUCAAAACUUGUGUGUGACAUCAUUGUCGUGUGUGUAACACAACCUUGCUAACAUGUUUUUUACCAUUUAUAGAUUAGAUUUUUUUUUUAGAUUUGUCCUUUUAUUUCAGUCAAGUACACACAUUAAUACAGGGGUAGGGAACCUAUGGCUCGCGAGCCAGAUGUGGCUCUUUUGAUGACUGCAUCUGGCUCUCAGAUAAAUCUUAGCUGAAAUUGCUUAACAGGAUAAGUAAUUUAAUAAUCCCGCUGUAAAUCACAGUGUUAAAAAUAACGUUCAAAAUAUAAAACAUUCUCAUGCAUUUUAAUCCGUCCAUCCGUUUUCUACCGCACCUGUUCAAGGUUGCGGGUGGCUCAGCCAAUCCCAGCUGUCCUUCGGGGUACAAGAGGGUCGCAUUAAUGGUAAGAAGUAUUUGAUUUAUUAUUGGUUAGCUUCAGAAUACCAAUAAUAUUAAAAAUAAUAAGAGACUUAUUUUACUCUAAAAAUGUUGGUCUUACUUAAAAAUGCACGCAUUUAGUUGUAUUCAGUGUUAAAAAAUUGUUAUAUGGCUCUCACGGAAAUACAUUCUACAAUAUUUGGCUUUCAUGGCUCUCUCAGCCAAAAAGGUUCCCGACCCCUGCAUUAAUAUAUAAAAUUGUGUUCAUUUUUUUAAAUGUUCUGUGAUUGAAACUUUGUACACUGACUUGAGCAUCAAUGUACUUUGACUGCCCUUCUGUUCACGUUUUUAUUCGUUUUAAAAAUCUAAACAGAUCCAAACAUGUAUUUUACAUCAAAGAAGCAUUGAAUACAAUAUGUAUGCAGAAUAAAAAAUACAAUUUAAGUGUUGUACUUGUAUUCAUGAUAGUGUUAUAGCAGGUUUUUAAAUGGAGUGUAUUACAUAUUUCUUGGUUCCAUUUGUAAAUGAUUCCAUAGAUGAACUCCUUUAUAUGAUAUACAUAUUUGUUUUUCAUGUGUUCAUACCUUUGCUUUUGAGUACACAUAAGUUAAAGUUAAAGUACCAAUGAUUGUCAGACACACACGAGGUGUGGCGAAACUAUUCUCUGCAUUUGACCCAUGACCCUUGAUCCCCCCUGGGAGGUGAAGAGAGCAGUGAGCAGCAGCGGUGGCCACGCCCGGGAAUAAUUUUUGGUGAUUUAACCCCCAAUUCCAACCCUUGAUGCUGAGUGUCAAGCAGGGAGGUAAUGGGUCCCAUUUUUUAUAGUCUUUGGUAUGACUCGGCCAGGGUUUGAACUCAAUCCCUCUUAGUUCAUAUUUACUGGUUCACAUCUGGACUACUUCUGGAAGCAUAUUAUUAUUUACUUUAUACAUCAUUUGAGUGGUUGUGUUUCAUACAAGAUCGUUUACUUUUAAAAUAUGUGACUUUAUGAGUCAU